Messenger RNA from Rhagoletis zephyria (snowberry fruit fly), 1146 nucleotides. RefSeq lists its product as uncharacterized. Lineage: Eukaryota; Metazoa; Arthropoda; Insecta; Diptera; Tephritidae. The record is from RefSeq and is a predicted model, not a curated record.
AUGUAUCGGCAGGUCCGCGUUUCGUCGAAACACGUCGAUCUGCAACGAAUCGUUUGGCGUCCAGAUCCAUCUUCACCCGUGAGAGAUUACCGCAUGUUACGCGUAACGUAUGGGGUGGCCGCCGCGUCUCACUUAGCUGUCAAAGCGUUGCAACAAACUGCUAAGUGCUCAACUAAUGGCUGUAAGAAAGCGGUUGACGCAAUCCUCAAUGAUUUUUACAUGGAUGACCUGCUAACUGGCGCCUCUUGCAAGUCAGAACUCCGAUCGAAAUUCUUCAAGAACGCGGCUUCAAACUACGGAAUCGACGGUAAGGACGUUCAUUCGUUAGGCCUCACUUGGAACAUUGUGGACGAUUACUUUACAUUCGCAGUCGACCUAAAGAAGCCACCAACUAUUUUGACUAAGAGAGCCUUUUUGUCAGAUGCCAGUACUCUCUUUGAUCCGCUGGGCUUACUUGCUCCUGUAACAAUAUGCUCGAAAAUGUGGUUCCAAAACAUUUGGCGUGCUGAGGUUGGAUGGGAUGACUUGAUACCAGACACAAUCGCAAAUCUUUGGCUUGAUCAUCGCGAGCAGCUGCAGCAACUAGUAAACUUGAAGCGCGCUUACGCCGCAGUGAUGUACGCACGCACGGUUCAUAGCGACGGUCUGGUCACCGUAUCAAUAAUUUCGUCCAAAACCAAAGUGGCACCGAUAAAAACCACAUCUUUGCCGCACCUGGAACCGUGUGCUGUUCACCUCGCUGCUAAGUUAGUUAGAAGUGUGCUGUAUAGUUGGGGUGAUCUACGAUACCCGUUAUUUGCUUGGACGGACUCAACUAUUACGUUGGCGUGGUUGCAAGUACACCCUAGCAGAUGGGAAACGUUUGUCGCAAACCGUGUCGCUGAUAUCCACGAGAUUCUUCCUCCGGAAUGCUGGAAUCACGUACGGUCUGAAGGAAAUCCAGCAGAUUGCGCCUCAAGAGGUAUAACUCUGCUGAAACUUCUGCACCAUGAGCAAUGGUGGAACGGUCCAGAAUUUCUGAGUAGUUCAAACCAGUUUUGGAAGCAAGGCUUAACAAAAACGCACGUAACGGAAUUGGGUGUACGAAAGAAAGUUCAUGCUCAUGUCACCAACUCGGAUAUUCAUUGGUCGAUGACUAAAUACUAG